AUGAUGUUUCUCACUCAACUCGUAUCAGCGCUGUUUCUCUUCUUUCUUGGCCCUAUCUCCUAUGGAAAACCAGUCGAGACUUUUGUCCUCCCCCUAGCUCAGGAUGCUCCUAUUCCGCCCUCCGAAGACCCCUUUUACCAGCCUCCCCCAGGAUAUGAAGAAACCGAACCGGGAACAGUUUUGAGACAACGCAGACCUCCUUUUCCUAUUUCGUUAUUCCGGUCUGCUCCGAUCGACCUAGCUGCAACCUAUCAGGUCCUUUAUCGUUCAUCCGAUACUUUUGGACAACCAACCGCCACCGUUUCGACCAUCCUUAUUCCUCACAAUGCAAACAUGUCAAAAGUCCUAUCCUACCAAGUUGUUGAAGACGCAGCUUUCAUCAACUGUGCCCCUUCGUAUGCUCUUCAGCUCCAUUCAGACCCAGGAGGCCUCUUUGGAACGAUCAUCAUACAAUCCGAGCUACUCCUCAUAACUGCGGCCCUUGAGAACGGGUGGGUUGUCACUAUACCGGACUAUGAAGGACCCGCAGCUGCCUUCUUAGCUUAUUGGCGUGCAGGUUACGCAACACUAGAUGGCAUUAGAGCUACUCUUGCUUCUUCUGGGUUUACAGGUGUGGACCCAGAUGCAGCGGUAGGCUUGUGGGGUACAUCUGGAGGGAGCGUUGCGAGCGCUUUUGCUGCAGAUUUGCACCCCAAAUACGCGCCAGAGUUGAAUAUUGUUGGGGCAGCGCUAGGCGGUGUUGUUCCAAGCAUUACUACGGCUUUGCAUAGUCUCAACAAAGGGUUUGACGCCGGGAUAAUCGUCUCUGGUGUUAUUGGGCUUUCAAAAGAAUACACCUAUAUGCAACCCAUCCUAGAGUCCUACCUUGUGCCUCAUCUACGGGACAAAUUCAUGAGUGCUGGUAAAAAAUGCUCGGGAGCAGUCUCUUUGGAUUUUAGAAUGGAAGAUAUAUUCAGUUACUUUAAGGGAGGGGAGGAGUCUGGUUUAUUUGCUGAUCCCAGAGUGAAGGCGAUUUUAGAUCAUAAUGCCAUGCCGCAAGGAGUACCAGAGAUUCCUAUUCUCAUUCUCAAGUCGGUAAAUGACGAGAUCAGUCCGAUAUCCGAUACUGAUGCCCUGGUAGAGAAGUAUUGCUCCAACGGGGUCACUAUCGACUAUAAACGGGACCUGCUAUCUGUACAUACCAUCCUAGCUGUCACUGGCGCUCCCGAGGCAGUGCUCUGGCUCAGGGACCGUCUUGAUGGAAUAACUGUUGAGAAAGGAUGCAAGACCUCUACCAUCUUUAUGACACUGCUCCAACCGGGAGCCCUGGAAGUCAUGUCCAAGACUAUCAUUGAUAACUUGUUGAAUCUCUUGGGGAAGCCCGUUGGACCAAGGUUGAGAACUGAAAUUGUACAUGUUCCUCCUCUUUAA
Trichophyton benhamiae CBS 112371 is the source of this 1410-nucleotide messenger RNA. RefSeq lists its product as uncharacterized. The record is from RefSeq and is a predicted model, not a curated record. Gene Ontology annotation, molecular function: triacylglycerol lipase activity. The transcript has a single exon. The coding region runs from base 1 to 1410 and encodes 469 amino acids. Gene Ontology annotation, biological process: lipid catabolic process. NCBI's taxonomy places the organism in Eukaryota, Fungi, Ascomycota, Eurotiomycetes, Onygenales, Arthrodermataceae.